GGUUGGUUCAUUAAUCAAUUGCUAUUAUCUUAGCAUCAUUUUCCCUAUUAAUUUAAACUAAGUCAAAAGUUUUACACCUUUGCUAAUCCUAAAAUUGUGUCCACAUGAAUUCCUCUAUACUAGACUCAAAUAACUCCUUCCAGUAGCAAGAAAACAAGUUCUUCCAUACCAACAAAAUGGAUGCAAGGUUGAUUCAUGCUGCACAGAAUGGAACCAUUGAAGAUCUUGCUGAGUUGCUACGAGAAAAUCCUCUGAUCCUCCACACCAUCGGCCUGUUCUCCAUUGACAACUCCUUGCAUAUUGCUUCUGCUGCAGGGCAUGUGGGUUUUGUGAAGGAGAUUAAGAGGCUGAAACCAGAGUUUGCAAAAGAAUUAAACACGGAUGGGUUCAGCCCCAUGCACAUGGCUGCUGUCAAUGGACAUGUAGAGGUUGUGAGGGAGCUGCUGAAGGUUGACCAGAAACUCUACCGUCCUGCGGGAAGAGAGAAGAAGACUCCCAUUACGCGGCUAUCAAAGGGAGGGUCAAUAUGAUAAAUGAAAUGCUCCUGAGUUCAGCAGAAUGCAUCAGAGACGUGACUGUUCAAGGAGAGACUGCUCUGCAUCUUGCCAUCAAGAACAGCCAGUUUGAACCAGUUAAAGUUUUGGUUGAUUGGAUUAGAGAGAUGAAGAAUGAGAGCAUCUUGAAUCUCAAGGAUGAACAGGGCAAUACGGUUCUGCACCUAGCAACCUGGAAAAAACAGCGGCGGGCAAGUAUUUUCUGCCGUGAAAUUGCUCUUUAUUGAUAUUGUCUACUUUUCCAAACUUUUAUACUUGUGAAGAUGGAAACUAUGAAGGGGAAAAAUAUCCAAAAUAGAAAUUUUUUUGCAGGUGAUAGAAUUAUUACUUGGCAAGGGAACAUCUGGCUCAGGCUCCUCGGUAGUAAAUGCCAUAAAUCCAA
This is a messenger RNA of Rubroshorea leprosula, 936 nucleotides long. The record is from the annotation of a GenBank genome assembly. NCBI's taxonomy places the organism in Eukaryota, Viridiplantae, Streptophyta, Magnoliopsida, Malvales, Dipterocarpaceae.